CCUUACAUCGAAAUUACAUCCAGUCGGACGGGAGCAUUCACGCCGGAAUCAUGCAGGGCCACGGUAGUGCCAGGAACCAAUAUUUGGCCACAUUUUGCGUGAACCUUCUCUCGCUAAGCUAUGGCUUUGUUUGCGGUUGGACCUCGCCCUCGAUUCCGGUGCUGCAAUCCGCCGAAACGCCCCUCGUCAGUGGUCCCAUCACGACCGACCAGGGCUCCUGGAUAGGGGCGGCCUUGUGUGUGGGUGGAUUCCUUGGAAACGUCGUCUCCGGCUGGAUGGCCGAUCGGUACGGGCGCAAACUGACCGCCUGCCUGGCAGCGAUUCCCCAGAUUAUUUCCUGGAUUAUGGUCAUCAUCGCCACAAAUCCGUACUAUCUGAUGGUGAUGCGAUUCCUGGCGGGAUUCUCCGGUGGCGUUUGCUUCAUGGUCAUUCCGAUGUUUAUCGGAGAGAUCGCUGAGGACAGAAUCCGGGGCCUGCUGUCCUCCACGCUGGUCUUCACGUGCAACGCCGGCAUCCUGAUAAUGUACAUCCUGGGCGAUUUGUUCCCGUACAAAACCAUCCCCUGGAUCCUGCUGGCAUUCCCAGUGCUCUUCCUGGCCUGUUUCUCGUUCAUCCCGGACACGCCGUUUUAUCUGAUGCAGCAAAACAAUUACACCAAAUCGGAAAACGCUCUGCUGUUCUACCGGGGCUACCGGUACGGCACGCAGCAGGUGUCCAACGAGUUCAAGCUUGAGCUGAUGAAUCUGAAGGGACAGUUCCGGGAGGAAAAACAAUCCGUCGUCGCCGCCGAGGACAAGCUGAGCUGGCAGGAUUUAGUGACGCCCCACGCCCGGAAGGCCUUCCUGAUUGGGAUCUGUUUGAUGGCGUUCAAUCAAUUUUGCGGUUGUUUUGCGAUGCUAAACUACACGGCGAUCGUUUUCGCCGAAUCGGGCUCCUCACUGUCGGCCAACAUGUCCGCCAUCGUGAUCGGCACCAUCCAGAUGUUUGGGUCGACAUUUUCCACGGUGCUGGUGGAGCGGGCGGGGCGGAAGCUUCUGCUGAUCAUCUCCGGGGCAGGUAUCGCUACCGGGCUGUCCAUCUUCUCGGGUUUCUCGUACGCCAAGAGUCUAGGACACGACGUGACCGCGUUCAACUGGCUGCCCCUGGUCUGCUUUUCGUUCGUUAUCUUCAUCGCCUCGAUGGGCGUCCUCACGCUGCCGUUCGUUGUCCUGGCGGAAGUCAUGCCCCAGAAGAUCAAAGGGUUCGCCAUCACGUCCUGCAUGGCCGUGCUGUGGGUCUUUGCGUUCGUCGCAAUCAAGUACUUUUCAACCCUGUUCGACGUGCUCGGAAUGCACGGAACGUUGCUGCUGUUUGCACUCUGCUCCCUCGCCGGAACCGUGUUUGUGGCCACCGUCGUGCCGGAAACCAAGGGCAAAAGCUUCGACGCCAUCGCCAAAUUGAUGGGAGCGAAGAAAUUGUGAUAGAAUUUUUAA
Culex quinquefasciatus (southern house mosquito) is the source of this 1472-nucleotide messenger RNA. RefSeq names its product facilitated trehalose transporter Tret1-2 homolog. Bases 51 to 1460 code for a protein of 469 amino acids. The record is from RefSeq and is a predicted model, not a curated record. The transcript has 9 exons. Gene Ontology annotation, molecular function: sugar transmembrane transporter activity. Gene Ontology annotation, biological process: transmembrane transport; carbohydrate transport. NCBI's taxonomy places the organism in Eukaryota, Metazoa, Arthropoda, Insecta, Diptera, Culicidae. Gene Ontology annotation, cellular component: membrane.